AUGAAAUCGUGUCAACUAUUUGCCCUUGCGGCUGCCGCCGUUUCGGGAGCUGAGGCAUACUACAAAGGUUUCAAUAUUGGUGCCAACCUGGCAAACGGCGCCUGUCGCAGCGAGUCAGAUUGGGAAUUUGUCUUCAACAAGAUCGCCAGUUUUCCAGGGAACUUCAAGAACGCCCGUCUGUACGCCUCCAGCGACUGCAAUACCCUAGCAAAUGCGGUCCCUGCCGCCAUCAAUACCGGAACCACGCUCCUAGUCGGUAUCUGGACCGAGGACGAUACCCAUUACGAGGCUGAGAAGCAAGCGUUAUUGGAAGCAAUUCAACAAUAUGGGUCUGAUUGGAUCCUGGCUGUUUCUGUCGGUUCUGAAGACCUGUACCGAGGCGACACUGAUGCCAGCACCCUGGCGUCACAGAUCAAUGAUGUUCGUGGCAUGCUUUGGGGUCUCGGAGCUAGCAGCAAGUCUGUCGGGCACGUUGACACCUGGACCGCCUGGGUGGACCCUGCCAACACCGCGGUGAUUGAGGCCGUCGACUGGCUCGGCAAUGAUGCAUACCCCUACUGGCAAGGCAUUUCAAUCGACAAUGGUGCUGCUAACGACGCAUACUGGGCAGCAGUCAAUCAAGUGCGAGCUGUCGCCGGCGGUCGCGACGUCUGGACUACUGAGACCGGCUGGCCAAUUUCAGGCGACGCUGUGGGCAGUGCUGUCCCUUCGGUCGACAGCUUGCAAACCUACUGGUGGCAAGUCUCGUGCGCAAGCUUCGACAGUCUGAACUACUUCUUUUAUGAUGUCGACGAUUUCGCUGCUUCGCCCAGCUUUGCCGUUGUCGACUCCAACUACGACCCUCUCAUCGACAUGACCUGCGGUUCGUAG
This is a messenger RNA of Fonsecaea multimorphosa CBS 102226, 870 nucleotides long. RefSeq lists its product as uncharacterized. Bases 1 to 870 code for a protein of 289 amino acids. Gene Ontology annotation, molecular function: 1,3-beta-glucanosyltransferase activity; glucan endo-1,3-beta-D-glucosidase activity. Gene Ontology annotation, biological process: carbohydrate metabolic process; cell wall organization. Gene Ontology annotation, cellular component: cell surface; fungal-type cell wall; extracellular region. Lineage: Eukaryota; Fungi; Ascomycota; Eurotiomycetes; Chaetothyriales; Herpotrichiellaceae. The transcript has a single exon. The record is from RefSeq and is a predicted model, not a curated record.